This is a messenger RNA of Macrobrachium nipponense, 1248 nucleotides long. RefSeq lists its product as uncharacterized. Bases 1 to 1248 code for a protein of 415 amino acids. The transcript has a single exon. NCBI's taxonomy places the organism in Eukaryota, Metazoa, Arthropoda, Malacostraca, Decapoda, Palaemonidae. The record is from RefSeq and is a predicted model, not a curated record.
AUGGCUGAGGAAGACUUGAACGAACACUUGGAGCAAUUAGAAUACGAACAUGACAUUUUGGAAAAGCUCAUCGCGGAACUAGACGAGUCAGAAACAGCAGGUGUCAAGAUCAACGCCAUCCGCCAAAGGAUAUCAAGAAUAAGAGACAUCCUAAGGAAGAUGUUUCGCCAAAGGAAGGCGCCCCGUGACACAUGGCAUCCCGUUCCUUACUCAGUCUGGCCUGGAUUCUCUGAACCUCGAGUGGACGGCCCUCAAAGAGGUAAGUCUCAAAGUGUUCCUACUUCUUCUCCCUCGCCUUCUCAUCCUCCUCCUCCUCCUCUCACUGUUUCUCCUACUCCUCAUCCUGAAUCUCUUUCCCUUUCCACUCCCCAACCUUCCCCAACCUCUCCUACUCCUCAAUCCCUUUCCCUAUCCACUCCUCCUCCUUCCCCAACCUCUCCUACUCCUCAAUCCCUUUCCCUAUCCACUCCUCCUCCUUCCCCAACCUCUCCUACUCCUCAAUCCCUUUCCCUAUCCACUCCCCUACCUUCCCCAACCUCUCCUACUCCUCAAUCCCUUUCCCUAUCCACUCCUCCUCCUUCCCCAACCUCUCCUACUCCUCAAUCCCUUUCCCUAUCCACUCCCCUACCUUCCCCAACCUCUCCUACUCCCAAUCCUUUCCCUAUCCACUCCUCCUCCUUUCACCUCUCUCCUCCUCAAUCCACUCCCUCCACUCCCCUACCUCCCCAACCUCUCCUACUCCUUCAAUCCUCUUCCUUUCCACUCCCUACCAUUCCCAAAAACCUCUCCUACUCUCCAAUCCUCUUCCCUUUACCCCAACUCCCCUACCUUCCCCAACCUCUAAUACUCCCCCAUCCUCUUCCCCCACUUUCCCUCCCCCACUCCCCAACCCUCUCUACUCCUUCAAUCCUCUUCCUUUCUCCCCCAACCUUCCCCAACCCUCUCCUACAUCCUCAAUUCCUCUUCCUUUCCACUCCCCUACCUUCCCCAACCUCUCCUACUCCUCAAUCCUCCCUUCCCUCCCAUCCUACCUUCCCCAACCUCUCCUACUCCUCAAUCCUCUUCCCUUCCCAAUCCCCUACCUUCCCCAACCUCUCCUACUCCUCAAUCCUCUUCCCUUUCCACUCCCCUACCUUCCCCAACCUCUCCUACUCCUCAAUCCUCUUCCCUUUCCACUCCCCUACCUUCCCCAACCUCUCCUACUCCUCAAUCCUACUUCUGCAAUCCUCUUCCCUCCACCUCCCCUAA